UUGAUCAUAUCUUGACCUUUAUACAUUGAAUUACUGCCACUGCCACGUUGUUUGAUUAUGUAUUUGCAUCAUAUGUUAUAUUUUGUUAUAUAUUAUACAUUUGAGUGCAGGUGUAACUAAGAAAGGGUAAGUGUGUGUGCAGUUGUAGUGCUCACGCACUUCUCGGAAAAGUUCUCUGGUCGUUUGGUUUCAUUUUCAUUUUCAGUUGAGCUGUAUCUUUGGACGUUCCUGCAGUGACGAAUCCGGCAGGAAAACACCUAGUUACAAGAAUUCCUAGUGGAAAUCCUUUCGGAACCUGAACAGAAUGGAGUUCUGUGACCCGGGAAGUUGCCAGAUAACAAGGGAUAAAAUGACCUCUUCAGUCCUUUACAAGUUCUUCGGCGCUGAGGAGGUGAGAAGCCUACAGUCCAUGUACAGUAAAGGUGAUGUGGUAACGGUGAUCCUUGAACUGAAGCGGAAGGCAGAGGAUUUAGCCAGUGUGAAGAUCAACGUUGCCGUGCUGGGUGAUGUGGGCUCCGGGAAAUCCACCCUCAUCAAUGCCAUGAGGGAUGUUCGGAGUGAUGAUCCCAGAGCUGCUCCAACUGGGAAUGGUGAAGCCAGCAUGGUGCCAACCAGAUAUCAUUAUCCAUCCCUGCCAGAUAUUCAACUCUGGGAUCUCCCAGGAUUAAACUCCUUCGGUUUUGAACUGAACUGUUACCUGAAACAAGUGAAUUUUGAAAGCUACGACUUCUACAUCAUUGUGUCUCAGUCACGAUUCAGAGAGUGUGAUGGGGAGCUCUCCAAAAGGAUUCAAGCACAGCAGAAAGAAUUCUACUACAUUCGGUCCAAAAUUGACAAUGACGCCUUUUCUAUGAAGAUGCAAGGCAUUGACUUCAGUCAAGGGCAGAUGCAAAUCAUCCAGGACUGUGCUAAAAACUUUAAAAGCGUUGGAGUCAAACCACCAGCCAUUUUCCUGAUCUCCAGUUUUGAUGUGAAAGAAUAUGAUUUUCCAAAAUUAAAGUCUACCCUUGCCACUGAUUUCGAGAGCAUAAGAUCCAAUACCUUUUCACGCGCAAUUCCAGAGAUGAUGCUGGGAAUCCAACAAUCCAAACGCAGGCUGAUAAUGUGGGUCAUCGUGCUGUUGGCCUUCCUGUCUGGGGCUGUGGGCAUUAUCCAAGCCCCAGGCUUGUCUUUCCUCACUGCCAUUGCCUGUACUGCUGCUGGGUGGAUGUACUUUCGAUGGCAACUGGGCGUUACUGACCGUGUGGUAUGGAACUUGUCCGGCAGAGUCAACAAGCCUGCAUCACUUCUGAAAACUGAAAUGGAACGUCGACCGCCUUUCACGUUGCUUCGAUUUUCCCCUAAGGUGCUGUCGUUCAUCCUCAUUAUGGUCUGUAUGAUAGCUGUCUUCACAGACAGCCACCAUUCAGUGACAGUCUCUGUCUUUGGGGCAAUGUCCUCAUCUGCCUUCACCUUUCUCGUUCUGAAGGAUUCACUGGAUGACCGGUUGCUAUCUCAGCAAAUCCUCGCCAAGACUGCACUUCAGCAGGAAGAUGAUGACCACCUUUAGGUCGCACCUCUCACAGCUUUCAAAGUUCAACUUGAUCCCAACGUCAUGGUUAACCUGAUUUGUUUAGUUGGGGGUCACAUUCAUUUUCUACAGAGGGCCAUCUGAAAGAUUCACUCCUUAUGCAUUAGAAAAUCAUCAACAUAGAAAUACCUAAAUGUAAGCUAUUAAUCACACUUUGCAUUUUGCUUUUGGUAGCUGUUACCUGCUGCUCCAUGGUGCUGGAAAUUCUCUUCUUGAAUCACUGUUGUAACAAUUGGUGAAAAUAAAUGUUGUGAGUUAAGAUAAAUUUGAUUAUUUCUGAAAACUUCAGAUCAUCCAGGAUGUUGAAAGCAUCAGAGAAAGGAUUUCAGCCAGGUUGUCACAUGUAAGGUAGGCUGCAGGUAGUCGGUGACCACCACAAAAGGUUGAGGGGGUAGACGGAUAAUGCAGGAUGCUCUGUGGCUAAUUACCUUGAAAAUAAGUAACCAUUUGGGAUAGUGAUUGGGGAUGAUAGUUCAGAAAAAGGCAGCAGCCACGUCUGUGACACCAGGACUGUA
This is a messenger RNA of Mobula hypostoma (lesser devil ray), 2085 nucleotides long. Its product is annotated as interferon-inducible GTPase 5-like. Gene Ontology annotation, cellular component: membrane. The coding region runs from base 305 to 1549 and encodes 414 amino acids. Gene Ontology annotation, molecular function: GTP binding. NCBI's taxonomy places the organism in Eukaryota, Metazoa, Chordata, Chondrichthyes, Myliobatiformes, Myliobatidae. The transcript has 2 exons. The record is from RefSeq and is a predicted model, not a curated record.